UCCUUCUGCGACUUGCUUCAAUUUAUCUAACGUUCGGAUUUCCAGUUCGUGUUUGUUGCCCGUGAAGGAUGCCUUCUGCCAACCCUAAACUAGAGAAACAGGCCUCUACGGAGACCGUGGAACCCCUACGCCAAGUAAUCGUCGUAAUCGAGCAUAAGAUACGGAACCUCGAGAAGCGUAAGGGCAAACUCGAAUCGUAUAGGGACUUACAGAAGAAUGGAAGGGAGUUGAAUUCGGACCAGAAAACAGCAGUGGCUAAAUAUGACGAAGUGCUUCAAACAUUGGACAAUACUCGAGAUCUAUACAAACAAAUUGUCACCAUUGCCAAUGACUCGGUUAAACAGCAGAAGAAACAGGCGCGAAAAGAGGCUGUCGAGCGUAUGCAGCAAGAUAUUGCAAAAGUGAAAGAAGUGCUACUUAUUCAACACAUCUUGGUAAGCUUGGCCACUGAUUCCAUUAGAAAUGAUUUCACUCAAGGAACAAACGGAGCUGUAAAAUUAUCAGAGGAGGAAUUAAAGUACCUGGAGAACUUAUAUAUCGAAGUAAUUAUAAAACAACAACGUGACGAAGAUGACUUAACAUUUAUACAACAAACCCAAAAAGUAGCAGAGCACUAUGUGGCGAUUGUGGAUGGAAAACAACGUGAAGUUGUCGGCACUACUUAUAAUAAAUUGAAGGAGAUUAUUACAAAAAUUAAUCAGUGUGGUUAUUUUGAUCAAGUUCACGAAUGUUCAGAAGCAAUACCAAUAGAAGAAGUUGCAGAAGUUGUAACGGAAACAAAGCUUAGUGAUUCGCAAACAGGGCAGGAACAGGUCAACGAAGAAUACAAUAACGGCAAUGACAGGCACAUUCCACCGGAACCUAUGAUACCCAUUCCAAACUUUCCAGUUCAAGUUGCACCGCUGCCAGUUGUUUCCGGUGCCGCACCGGUCUCGGGACCCAUUUCGGUCGUUCCACAGCCUAUGCCGCCUCACCCAGCUGCACCGGUCGACACGCCUUACUAUACAAAUGCUACCAGUUUUGUUCCGCAACAGCAACAACAGCAAACUCAACAACAAUCCCAACAACAGCCUCCACCAGCGCCUCGAAUCAAUGAUGUCAUAGGCACGCCAAAUUUCUUUUUCUUACAAGAAUCUGAGCUCGAUUCACCGGAUGUCACGUCACAAGCACCCAUUGUAUCGCACAUUCCUCCCGCAGUCAACGCGCCCAUUCCUUCGCAGACCUUUACGAACCAAAAUUUUGCAAAUGCACCUGUGGCCGUUCCUCAACAAGUCAUAUAUCAGCAUCAGCCACCGCAGGAUAUGUCACACAUUCCUGGAUUCGCGAAUCCUAAUCCACCGCCACCAAUCCCGAUGCCGCCCUCGCAUCAGCAGCCAAACAUGCAAUACAGUCCGCAACAUCCGGCCGGUUUUCAGCCUCAACAAGCACAACAGCAACAAAAUACGGUGCAACAACUGCCACAAGGACAAACACAAAAUUUCAAUGAACAAAGAUCACCUCAGCAACAAGAGACUCAAACGCCCACAGAGGAAAAAACUGAGAAUGGUCAAAAUGAAACUACUACUACGGACUCGUCAUUGGAACAACAGAAUGAAUCUGUAGAUUGGUGUCAAAUGACCGAAACCAAUGAUUGGAGUCAGUCUGAUCAACAACAGCAAUCUAUUCAAGAUUCUCAGCAAGUGUCGCCACAACAGACAUCGCAACAGACUUGGGGUGAUCAACAACGUGGAUACAGAGGAAGGGGAAAUAGAAGGGGGACCACUAAUGGCUAUAAUAGUAGGGGCAGGAAUAAUUAUCAACAAAAUGGACGUGGAGGACAAGGCACGUAUUAUCGCAACGAUAGUAACUAUCAGAAUGGAUAUCAGCAACGUUCUUGGGGCAACAAUGAUGGAAAUAACGGAUAUGCUGCCGGCUUUAAGCGUGGUGGUGGCGGAGGAGCGAGGGGUGCGCGCAACGAACGCGCUGGUCGUGGACAAUACCGGGGACAGAAUAGGACCAACCGUGGCGGAUAUAUGCCACGCGGCAAGCCUCAUCCCGCGCAAUAAUAAGCGAGAGAGGAAAACACUAGCGUAAAUACACAGUGAAACGCACUUUAAAGAUGAUGUUCUACGAUUACAAUUCAACUGUCUAUUUACGAAAAAGCUUAAGUCGAGAAUGCAUUUGCAAUAUGAAGUGAGAUUUCAAAGUAGUAGAUAUCGCGUGUAUGAGUAUUAAUAUGCAAUAACUUUGAUAUUAAAGAUCGAUUAAGUGACUGAUAUAGUUUCUGUAAUGCAAUAGGAAAUGUGUUAUAUGUUUUUUUAUCUAUUUGCACAUACAUUAAGAUUCUUUGAGAAGAUAAAGUUGAUUAGAAUUAUUAGUACAUAUAGAGUUUUGCAUCUAAUGUAAUAAUUUCGUAUAAAGUUAUGUACGAGGCUAAUGAAAAAUCAAUUUGAAAAAAUCUUAUCUUAUGUUGGCAUUUGCUGAGAUUUACGGCUUAGGAUGUUUCUUAAAUAUGACAUUGAAAAAGUAAAACUUUGCAUUUGAAUUUGGUGUCUGUAAUUAUGAAGAGAAGAUAAUGUUAAUAAAAAAAAAGACGAUGCAGAGGUAACAUUGUGAUAUAUAAAGAAAAAUCAACCAAAUUCAGAAGUGUGAACCUACCGUUCAAGUAUUAUUGUAUUAUGUGACAGAAGGCAGGUUUCACAGGGCAACAACAGCAGAUUACGAAAA
Messenger RNA from Camponotus floridanus (Florida carpenter ant), 2706 nucleotides. RefSeq names its product caprin homolog (gene Capr). Gene Ontology annotation, molecular function: RNA binding. The record is from RefSeq and is a predicted model, not a curated record. Bases 69 to 2045 code for a protein of 658 amino acids. The transcript is spliced from 6 exons. Gene Ontology annotation, cellular component: cytoplasm. NCBI's taxonomy places the organism in Eukaryota, Metazoa, Arthropoda, Insecta, Hymenoptera, Formicidae.